AUGAACGUUGACCCAUAUAAGUAUUAUUCUAUAGUAAAACCAGUAAUUAUUUCUUAUGUGGGGCCUAAUUUUUUUUCAUUAGGUUCGAGAAAGUAUUGCAAGUCUAAUUUUCCUAAAAUCACAACUCAUUACACUAUUAUUCCAAGAGAAAAUGAUCCAAGAUGGAAAGAUGAAACUGAUGUAUUAAUCGUGGGAGGAGGACCUGCUGGAAUGGCGGCAGCAAUAAAAUUAAAACAAUUAGCAGCUAGUAACAAUAAAGAAAUGAGAGUAUGUUUAGUGGAAAAAGCAUCUGAAAUAGGUGGACAUAUAUUAUCUGGAGCUUGUAUUGAUCCUAAAGCUUUAAAUGAACUUUUUCCUGAUUGGAAAGAAUUAGGAGCACCUUUAAAUACUCCUGUUGUUAAAGAUAAAUUUGGGUUUUUAACCGCUUCUGGCAGAAUAAGUAUACCGAUUCUUCCAGGUAUGCCUUUGAAUAAUCAUGGAAAUUAUGUAGUCAGACUGGGACAUUUGGUUAAAUGGUUGGGAACUCAAGCAGAAAGUUUAGGGGUAGAAAUAUAUCCUGGAUAUGCCGCUUCUGAAAUUUUGUAUCACGAAGAUGGCAGUGUAAAAGGUAUAGCUACAAAUGAUGUUGGAAUAGCCAAAGAUGGAAGUCCUAAGGCAAAUUUUGAAAGAGGUAUGGAACUUCAUUCGAAAGUAACCAUUUUUGCCGAAGGUUGUCAUGGUCACUUAACAAAAAUGAUUAAUAAAAAAUUUAAUUUAAGAACUGAUUGCGAAACUCAAACUUAUGGAUUAGGAAUUAAAGAAGUUUGGGAAAUAGAUCCAAAAAAUCACCAGCCAGGAACCGUAGAACACACUGUCGGAUGGCCUUUGGAUGCUCACACAUACGGCGGAUCAUUUUUAUAUCAUUUAAAUGAAACAAAUCCUUUGAUUGCAAUUGGAUUUGUUGUUGGUUUAGAUUAUUCUAAUCCGUACAUAAGUCCUUUUAGAGAAUUUCAAAAAUUUAAACAUCAUCCAUCUAUAUCAGCGGUAUUAGAAGGAGGAAAAAGAAUUGCUUAUGGAGCUAGAGCUAUAUCCGAAGGUGGAAUUCAAUCGAUUGGAAAAUUAACUUUUCCUGGUGGUUGUCUCAUAGGAUGUUGCGCAGGCUUUUUAAACGUUCCAAAAAUAAAAGGAACUCACAAUGCAAUGAAAUCCGGUAUGCUCGCUGCGGAAUCGGCUUACGAAGCUAUCGAAAAUGGAGAUUCUACCACUAAAGGUAUAGAGCCAAAAUCCUAUGAGGAAAAAAUAAAAAACAGUUGGGUGUGGAAAGAAUUAAUGGAAGUGAGAAAUUGCAGGCCUUCUUUUCACAAUCCAUUAGGAAUUUACGGUGGUUUACUUUAUUCUGGUAUUUCAUUAAUGAUCAAAGGUUCAGAACCUUGGACUUUGAAACAUGGCGCACCGGAUAACGCAAGACUAAAGAAAAUAUCCGAAGUGUCUCCCAUAGAUUAUCCAAAACCCGAUGGAAAAAUAAGUUUUGAUCUUUUGUCUUCCGUUGCAUUAACGGGUACCAAUCACGAGGGUGAUCAACCUCCUCAUCUCACAUUAAAAGACGAUACGAUUCCUAUUAAAAUAAAUCGAACCGAAUUCGGGGGACCCGAGUCUAGAUUUUGUCCUGCAGGUGUAUACGAAUUCGUACCGUUGGAAUCAGGUACGGGUGAAAGACUUCAAAUAAAUGCUCAAAAUUGCAUUCAUUGCAAAACGUGUGAUAUUAAGGAUCCGACGCAGAAUAUAAAUUGGGUAGUACCCGAGGGUGGCGGUGGACCAGCGUAUGAUGGCAUGUAA
Pediculus humanus corporis (human body louse) is the source of this 1815-nucleotide messenger RNA. RefSeq names its product electron transfer flavoprotein-ubiquinone oxidoreductase, putative. Gene Ontology annotation, molecular function: iron-sulfur cluster binding; electron-transferring-flavoprotein dehydrogenase activity. The record is from RefSeq and is a predicted model, not a curated record. Gene Ontology annotation, cellular component: mitochondrial inner membrane. The coding region runs from base 1 to 1815 and encodes 604 amino acids. The transcript is spliced from 11 exons. Gene Ontology annotation, biological process: electron transport chain. Lineage: Eukaryota; Metazoa; Arthropoda; Insecta; Psocodea; Pediculidae.